AGUUGUGACAGAUUUCAGUAUAAAAUUGAAGAUAGGUCGCCUAGUAAUUUAAAUUCUACGAGAAAAAUUAUAGAAUUGAUACAUAUGUAUAUUAUAAUGUAAUAAAACCGUGUAUAACUGAAGUAAAUAUUCUUUAAUUUUAUAGUCUUAAGAAUACAAAAUGACAAUUUAUAAUUUAUAUAUAUUUGAUCGCUAUGGUACUUUACUGUACUAUGGGGAAUGGAACAGAACUAAACAAGCGGGAAUGUCGCGAGAGGAGGAAGGGAAACUAAUGUACGGAAUGCUCUUUUCAAUCAAAUCAUUUGUUGCCAAAAUAUCGCCACUAGAUCCCAAAGAUGGUUUCCUGAACUACAAAACAUCUAAAUAUACAUUGCAUUAUUUAGAAACUCCUUCAGGAUUAAAGUUUGUUAUGAACACAGACAACCAAGUGCAAGGAGUCAGAGAAUUGUUAAAGAAAAUAUAUGCAGAGAUCUACGUUAAAUAUAUAACUAGGAACCCUUUGUGCGGAAUCGGUGAACCCAUAACAAGUGAACUCUUCAAAACUAAACUGGAUGCAUUCAUCAAACAAGCACCGUUCACCGCAGCACGGGCAUCUUGAUAAAUAUAUUAUGAUAAAAUUAAUUUAAGAACUAUUAAGAUAUAACUUUGUGUAUAUAAAUAAACUUAUAAACAUCAUCAGAACUCGAA
This is a messenger RNA of Danaus plexippus (monarch butterfly), 687 nucleotides long. RefSeq names its product trafficking protein particle complex subunit 1 (gene Bet5). Bases 161 to 598 code for a protein of 145 amino acids. Gene Ontology annotation, cellular component: TRAPP complex. Gene Ontology annotation, biological process: endoplasmic reticulum to Golgi vesicle-mediated transport. Lineage: Eukaryota; Metazoa; Arthropoda; Insecta; Lepidoptera; Nymphalidae. The transcript has 2 exons. The record is from RefSeq and is a predicted model, not a curated record.